Molecule: messenger RNA, 973 nt
Organism: Bactrocera oleae (olive fruit fly)
Lineage: Eukaryota; Metazoa; Arthropoda; Insecta; Diptera; Tephritidae
Source: RefSeq, a predicted model, not a curated record
AAACACUUUUAUUAGUCUAUGUAACACAUAUAAAUUUCCUGCAUAUAACUUAAUGUCAUCCAUUUAUAGUGAACACUUGCAUACCCAAUUAACUGGUUAUCAUACACCACUGUAUUGAAAAUAUUGACACUCGCGUAAAUAAUUAAAAAAAAGGUGCGCCUGCUGUUAGGACUAUCCUUUUUGCAGUUGGUGUGUGGAGAAUAGAUGUGGUGUCAUUGUGUAUGUCGUUGUUUUGUGAGUGUUACGUUGUAUGCAGAAUUUCUUCCCUCAAAACAUAAAGGAAAAUGCGUAAUUUUAAUGGAUUGCUUUUGGGCUUUGGGGGCCUGCUUUGAAAUUGCUUUAGCCUUGGCAAUAUACCCAAACUUUGGAUGGCGAUGGCUUUUGGGCUUCUCAACAGCACCAUUGUUGUUAUUUACUUCUCUUACACCGUGGCUUACAGAGUCGGCCAGGUACCAUACCAUAAAUGGUAAUUAUGAGAAAGCAGUUCGAGUCUUAGAACAGAUUGCAAAGGAUAAUAAUCGUCAAAUGCUUAUUGGAAGGUUAACAAGUGAAUAUGAAGCCAAUCCACCACAUCAACUGAAAACUUUGUUUAAGCCCGAGUUAAGAAAAAUAACAUUAAUUCUCUGGUUUCUAUGGAUGUCCUGUGCUUUUUGCUAUUACGGAUUAGUACUAAUAUCUGCAGAAGUCUUUCUUAGCGAUAAUGUUAAAGCGUUGCCCAGUCAGAAUUGUAGCUCUUUUAAUACAAAGGAUUUCAUGGAUUUAAUGUGGAUUACAUUUUCCGAAUUUCCCGGUAUAUUUUUGACAAUAGCUGUAAUCAAACGACAUGGAAAAAAGAAAACAAUGGCUUCAGAGUUCAUAAUAUUUUCUGUCUGCAUGUCAAUACUUUCGCUUAGUAAGAGGUAAAUAUACAUAUCACAUAUUACAUAGAUCCGGCCACGCGUUGCUGUGGCUGUAGUAUAGGUACAUUAAAUAA